GACCAUCAUCAUUGGCGAUUUUGGACGCAUAGUGACGGACUUGGAACGGACUCAAGACUUGGCAGCAAAAAAAGACGCUUCAAUCGGGGUAAUAAUAGGAGAUUUCAGCGCAUCGGAUGAAUACAGCCAGCAUCAUGGAUGCUGCGGACUACGCAUGAAGUGGGGCGGUGCGAGCACGAAAUGCGGCGCCAGUCCAAUGCUCAAAAGGAAGCAAGCUGAUGAAUGGACCACACCGGCGGGAUCGCAGUCGUGAUAGACAAGCAUAUCCCUCACUGGGAGUGAAGAAUCAACUCGAAAUCAACGCAUCCAGAACAUCAUGCGCACAUUCGCGGGCCCUGAGUGCAAGGUGCUUAGCAUUGAGUUCAGGCAGGCAGUCAAGAUGGGCGGCGGUUGCGAGCCCGCGACCAGCUGGAAGAGGAAAGCUCGGUAGUGCCGACCGCGUGGGCGCAUGUAUGCGCUGCGCUGAUCCCGAACCGACGCCGCGAUGGACGCUUGACAACGCAAGUGUACCACUUGUAUGCCGCGAUCAAUUCCACUGCGGAACGGCCAUCGUCAGAAGCCGCUUUCAACUUCAUAGCUUCCCUCUCCCUUCUCAGAGGAGGCGUGCGCAGCCUGCUCGCCCAAAAUUAUUCCCGUCACAUUUGGCACGCUUACGACCGGCCAAGUCGCUUCGGAACGCAUUGCGUAGCCAUCGAAGGCGUCGUGCUCAGGAAAAGCGCCCAAUUGAGGGCGUCAGGGCCAACGAUGACGAGGCGCGUCUGUCCCAAAGACUUGUGGCUCACGAGCAACGGGCAUUCUCGAAGAUGCAAUGCGCAAUGCGCAAAGCCAAAGCCAAUCCCAAUUGUCUUGGAUGACACGCCAACAUCUUAAAGUGAUGGCGUCAUCACCGGCGCAGUCGGUAAGCCUCCUCGUGUGGCAACCAAUCAGCAAAGCGACCUCAACGGUGCACAUUGAUGCUAUCACGACUCUGGCGCAGCUCAACGAAAAAAUAUCGGAGGAGCCAGUCUGGACACCAAGUGAUGCUUUUCUGUGGCAAAGGGUUAGGCGAAGGCGAAC
This is a messenger RNA of Ceraceosorus guamensis, 1056 nucleotides long. RefSeq lists its product as hypothetical. The transcript has a single exon. The record is from RefSeq and is a predicted model, not a curated record. Lineage: Eukaryota; Fungi; Basidiomycota; Exobasidiomycetes; Ceraceosorales; Ceraceosoraceae. Bases 219 to 854 code for a protein of 211 amino acids.